ACGUGGAAACGAAGAAACGGAGUCCAAUAUAUAUAUAUAUAUAUUUAAAAAGGCAAAAAAGGAGCCUGCAAUUUCGACUUUGGAGGGGGUUCGAAACACGGAAUUUGUCGGAGGGCGAUUCAUUCAGAUUCUCCUUCUUCCUUCUCUCCCUUUUUCGUGACAGGUUAUUUGGGUAGAGAUGGGUGUGAAACAGGCUUUAAAGAAAUUUGAUGCGUUUCCUCGUGCCGAAGAGCACUUGCUGCAGAAAACACAAUCUGGAGCAUUCGUGUCUGUUAUUGGUCUGGUCAUAAUGGCCACAUUGUUCCUGCAUGAGCUGGGAUACUAUCUUACCACAUACACCGUCCAUCAGCAGAUGUCUGUAGACUUGAAACGUGGAGAGACUCUUCCAAUUCACAUAAAUAUGACAUUUCCUUCGUUACCAUGUGAUGUCUUAAGUGUAGAUGCAAUUGAUAUGUCAGGCAAGCAUGAAGUAGAUCUUGAUACCAAUAUAUGGAAGCUUCGCCUGAACAGUUAUGGUCAUAUAAUUGGCACUGAAUAUUUAUCUGAUCUUGUGGAAAAAGAACAUGCAACUCACGAUCAUGAUCAUGGUAAAGAACAUGAUAAAGAUCAUGAUGAGAAAUCAGGCCAUGAAAAUCAUUUACAAGGCUUAGAUGAAUCUGCUGAAAAUUUGAUCAAGAGGGUGAAGCAAGCACUGGCAAGUGGGGAAGGAUGCCGGGUUUAUGGUGUUUUAGAUGUCCAAAGAGUUGCUGGAAACUUCCAUAUUUCAGUUCAUGGAUUAAACAUUUUUGUUGCUCAAAUGAUUUUUGAUGGAGCCAAGCAUGUGAAUGUUAGUCACAUUAUUCAUGAUUUGUCAUUCGGCCCCAAAUAUCCUGGAAUUCACAACCCACUUGAUGGGACUGAACGGAUGCUGCGUGGCACAAGUGGAAUAUUCAAAUAUUACAUAAAGAUUGUUCCAACUGAAUACAGGUAUAUCUCUAAAGAAGUUUUGCCAACUAAUCAAUUCUCUGUCACAGAAUAUUACUCCCCAUUGAAAGAUUUUGAUAGGUCAUGGCCAGCUGUGUACUUCUUGUAUGACCUAUCACCAAUUACUGUGACCAUCAAAGAAGAACGCCGCAGUUUUCUCCAUUUCAUCACCAGGCUCUGUGCAGUUUUAGGUGGCACCUUUGCUUUGACAGGAAUGUUAGAUCGCUGGAUGUACAGGCUUCUCGAGGCACUGACUAAACCAAAUACUAGAAGUGCUAGAAGUGUGCUCCGAUAAACUGGAAGAGCUUAAAAUUACUAUUGACUCGUAUGUGCAUUUCUCGGGGAACUACUGAAGACCCAGUUAGCAGGUGACCUUGGAUGUAAAAUUGGAGGCCAGAGUUAAAAACUUGAUUGCUCAUAUAACUUGUUUGCUCCUCCUCUUUUGGCUGCCAACCUCUGUAAUUGCAUCACCAUCAUCUUUGUAUCUUUUCUUUUCCUGGUUUCCAAUAUUAUUGCAACUUCCUUGGGGUUUGAAGUUCAAAAUGAGUGUAGCUUAUCUUCAUCACACAUGUGGGACUCUUUAGGAACCCCUAAAUUUUUGAUUGAUUUCAAACUAGAUAAGCUUAGAACACCUAGAGCUUGCCUGUAAUUUUCUGGAUCUUUUGGAGUAUGCAAAAAGAACAUGUCCUAUUGAACUUAUUCCUAGGCAGAGGGACCUGAUGAAUUUUGUUAUAGAUAUGUCUCUGUGGCUGGAUUAUAUUCAUUAUAAAUGUGAAUCAGUUAGCAUUCCUUCAA
Messenger RNA from Ziziphus jujuba (common jujube), 1758 nucleotides. RefSeq lists its product as uncharacterized. Gene Ontology annotation, cellular component: COPII-coated ER to Golgi transport vesicle; endoplasmic reticulum. Bases 179 to 1258 code for a protein of 359 amino acids. The transcript has 12 exons. The record is from RefSeq and is a predicted model, not a curated record. NCBI's taxonomy places the organism in Eukaryota, Viridiplantae, Streptophyta, Magnoliopsida, Rosales, Rhamnaceae.